This is a messenger RNA of Auanema sp. JU1783, 753 nucleotides long. The record is from the annotation of a GenBank genome assembly. NCBI's taxonomy places the organism in Eukaryota, Metazoa, Nematoda, Chromadorea, Rhabditida, Rhabditidae.
AUGUUGACACUGCUUCUGUUCUACCAAGUUUUCACUAUUUAUGCUGUGAACUUGACAAAGUCAGCAAAAGUAACAGGAAACAAGUCUGUUGCUCUGAAUGAUUAUCCUGACUAUGAUAGUAACAUCUGGGGAAUGGGCACUGUACCGAGCAAUCGGCCACUUCCAGCACCAGAAGAGUUCGAACUGCCUGGUAGAUCACGUUUUGGGGUCAAGCGGUAUCCACAGCUAAUUCGAAAUACAGAAAACAUGGGGAAUCCAGUGAAAUUUCCUUUACCGAAUGGAGGCUAUCCGGAUACCGCCCCUUCUUUCCGAAAUUUCAAUGGGAUGGGAUUAGGAGUUGCAAGAAUGAGGGGUCGCAAUCAAGUACAGCCCAUAAUGAACAGAAAUCAGAACACAGCAUACCAAGGAUAUCCUUCUUCGCCAUUAGGAUAUUCAUAUGCCGGUUAUAUUGAUCGACAAGCUCGUCGUUAUCCGAUCAUGAUGUACACAUUGGUUCAAUGUGUUCCUUGUCAGAGAGCAAAACAUUUAUUGGCUGUUAGUUAUAGCGACGUUGCUGCUCAUUUCUUAGAAUUAGUCGGGGAUGAAGAUUGGCAGAGGCAGCUGCAAGUAGAUCUGCAACAGAUCACAGGUCAAGUCACAUUCCCAUACAUAUUCAUCUGCGGACAACAUAUAGGCGGCUACUCAGAUCUUUUUGGACUCCAUCAGAGCGGACAGCUCAGAACGAUGCUCAAUAAUUGUGCGCCUAGACAGUGA